This is a messenger RNA of Synchiropus splendidus (mandarinfish), 1617 nucleotides long. RefSeq lists its product as uncharacterized. The record is from RefSeq and is a predicted model, not a curated record. The transcript has 5 exons. The coding region runs from base 543 to 1223 and encodes 226 amino acids. NCBI's taxonomy places the organism in Eukaryota, Metazoa, Chordata, Actinopteri, Syngnathiformes, Callionymidae.
GGGAGAAGAUCGGCAGACCACUUUCACUUUGAGCAGCGCCUCAGUGUGAGUGAGGAUUCAGUGGCCAGAGGGAGACGCACGGAAGAAGAGACCAGUGUCUUUAUUCAGGAAGGGCGAGAGGAGCGAUUCAAAUUAGGCAGUUCAGAAAGCUUCUAGGUCAGCAGGGACUGAGUGAAAAGGGAAAGAUAAAGAAACAGAAAACAAAAUCAAACAAAAGCUUUCAUAAGGGAAAAAGCUGCAGCCACUCAGGCUUAAGUGGGAAAAUCCAAAGUGAGAGAGCGGGAUGGCGUGAGCGGAUAAAUGAGGCAUUUUGCUGGAAAGUACCAAAGGAGCUCCAAAGGAAGGAAUGUAUACGGGAUGUCAACACGAAGACUGACUAUCAAGCUUUAAAGAAGAAGGCACAGCAAGGCACACAGUCAAAGUCCUAUAGACCACAAGGGAGGAGUAAACUUUGCCUUUCACGGACUGACACAGGAACCUCUGACUCUGAUUGCUCUCAACAAGAGAAAUGGAGAAAUGUCCAUUUUCAGAAAGAUAAAAGGAUGUCACUGCCAGUUUUGCUGUUGCUAUCAUUCUUGACUGUCCGAUGUGGUGGAUGUGACUUUGACUGGGAGGUUGUGAAGAACUUAAAAAUGACUCUUGACUCGAACCCAACUGGAUUUCGGACCGUGUUUCCAAAAGAUUACAAUGUAGAGCAUCGCUACACAAAAGGCAUGCUUUGUGACACUGAUCCGUGUUGUGUGUUUCCUGCUGCAAUCGUCCUCCUGGACUCCUGGCAAGUACUUUUCAGAAACCUCUGGGACGAGCAUCUAAAUCACUCCUUGGUGCAGGAGCUGAGAGACACACUGGAAAAAAUCAUAAAGAAGAAUGUAAACACAGAGAGGUUCCGGGAGGAGAUGGACUUGACCCAGUUUCCCGCAUUACUAUCCUCUCCGGAAGAGCUCCUUAAGUUAACAUCAGAUCUUUUCAACCGGUGGCUCAAGGUUGGAUGCCUACAGUCUACUACGACUUGCCCCCUCCCCACUCUGCCGCCAAUGGUUGAAAGAAAGGACUACAGCCCAUCGAGGGCAAGACUUUUAACCACUCGUGCAAUUAGCAGCAUUGAGGAAGAAGACCUCGAAAUCAUGGACUAUUCACUGCCACUAACCAACAGAUGCCCGUCCUUCUCAGCUUCUCUCUGGAGUCCUUUGCUUUUCAGACUAUACUGGUGGUGGCUGCAGUAAGAAAAGGGAUCUUUUUUCUAAACAAUGCACACAAAAAUGCAAGAUUUCCUGGCACUGAAUGAUUGUUUCUUAUAUCUAUGUCUACAUGUUGUUAUGCAGUAAGCUAACUAAUGUUAAUAUAAGGUGACAUGCACAGGUUGCAGUUGAUGUCCAAAGUUGAAUAAAGUAGCUGAAGUUCACUGUCCACCAGUGCUAGCGCGGUAAUAUCACACAAGUACAGCCUUCCACUCUCCAGCUAGCUACGCUCCUUGUGCUAAGAGAUCAGUGCUGACCUUGCCAAUGCACAUAAGCCAUCGUAUUUUUGAUGAGAACUGUUUACAAUGAAUGUUAUGUAUGACUGUUAAUAGGCUUUUACUUCGGUAUACAAUUGUAAAUUAAAGCCAUUUAGAUAUAA